UUCCCCUCCGCACCCGCAGGGGGUCGUCGUGUCAGCAGCGACCGGUGAGGACACUCGUAUUACUGUAGAAGAAACUGCAUGUUUUCAUAGCAACAGCAGCAUGGCUAAACGCAAGUACGACAGCGAGUACAUUAAAUAUGGAUUUUCCUACAUCGAAGACGAAGGAGUCCAAAAGCCUCAGUGUAUUUUUUGUUGUGAGGUACUGGCAAGUGAAAGCAUGAAGCAUGAAUAAACUUUUCGAGCGGUUUAGCGACUACUUUCCCGAUAAACAACCCGAGGACGACUGGGUGCGCGACCCGUUUGGAAUAAACAUGGAAAGCAUCACGUUGCCUAGCAGCGAUGAAUGUCAGCUGGUGGAGCUAUCAUGUGACCGCACUCUCAGAAAGAAAUUCACAGAGACAAACUAUUGGGAUGUCAGUGAGAAGUUCAGCACAGAAGAAGCCAGAGUCCUCAUGAGAUCGAUUUGAAACAGUCCACUUGAAUGCAGACAAACUAUUGGGAUGUCAGUGAGAAGUUCAGCACAGAAGAAGCCAGAGUCCUCAUGAGAUCGAUUUGAAACACAGUCCACUUGAAUGUAGAUAAGCUCUUGUUGUGUCAGAGGGAGGUUCAGCACAGAAGAAGUCUUCAUGAGAGCUAUUUGAAACGAGGUCCACUUAAAGGCAGGUAGGUGAUGGUGCAGAGCUGAGCCCCCUGCAGAACUUUCUACAGUGGUGUGACAGAGUGGGUCUGGAACUGAGCAGUAAGGUGUAUGUGAGUAAAGAGGGGACCGUGGCUGAAUAUGGGAUGCUGGCUAAAGAUGAUAUAGAGGAAGGAGAAGUUUUAUUCACCAUCCCCAGAUCAGCUCUUCUCCACCAGGGAACAACUAAGGUUUCUGCCUUGCUGGAAAAGGAGAAAUCAUCUCUGGAGAGCUCUUCAGGCUGGGUUCCUCUGCUGCUGGCUCUGCUGUAUGAGUACACGUCCUCCCAGUCCCACUGGAAACCCUACCUGUCUCUGUGGACCGACUUCAAGACGCUGGACCAUCCCAUGUUCUGGUCUAAAGAGGAGAGAGACAGUCUGCUGAGGGGGACAGGAGUCCCAGAGGCGGUGGACACAGACUUGGCUAACAUUGAGCAGGAAUAUACAAACGUGGUCCUGCCUUUCAUGAUCAAACAUUCUGACCUGUGGAACCCAAACACACACACACUGGAGCUCUACACAAAGCUGGUGGCCUUCGUCAUGGCCUACAGUUUUCAAGAGCCGCAGGAAGAGGAAGACGACGAUGAGGAUGAGGAAGAGGAGAAAGCCCCCAACCCUCCGAUGAUGGUUCCCAUGGCCGACAUGCUAAACCACGUGUCCAAUCACAACGCCAACCUGGAGUUCACGCCGGACAGUUUGAAGAUGGUUUGCGUGCGGCCCAUUCCUAAAGGCGACGAGGUGUUCAACACGUACGGACAGAUGGCCAACUGGCAGCUGCUUCACAUGUACGGCUUCACCGAGCCGUAUCCGAGCAACAGCAACGACACCGCUGACAUCCCUGCCACCAACCUCUACAAAGUCGCCACACAAGGUAUUCAGUCUGAUCUGGACCAGCAGCUGAUGGAGGAGCAGUGGGAGAUGGUUUGUGAGAUGAUGCCGGAGAAAGCAGCCUUUGUGUUCGGUAAACAGGGCUGCCUAACAGACACAGAGCUGCACACUGCACUCAAGGUGCUGUGCAUGUCAGCGGAAGAGUUCUCAGAGUUCAAAGACAACGAAGGCUGGGAGGAAGAUGACGAGGACGACGAGAAGAUCUCCCAGGCUUUCUCCAACGACGGUCUUCCUGAAUUAAAGCCUUCGUGGAAGUGGUUGAUUCACGAGACGGCACGUCUGACUCUGACAUCAUACGGAGACGGAGAAGAGAAGCUGGGAGAAAAUGUGGCGGACGGCGACCGAGCGCUGAUGGAGGAUAAAGCAGCGCUUGCAGGCCUGAGCUGCAGGCAGCGGAGGGCGCUGCAGGUUCGCUAUGGACAGAAGAGAAUCCUGCACAGACUCAUGGAGCUCACAAAGUCAUGAGUCCAGCUGUGACAAGGACGGAGAUCACAGUUUGUUAAUUCUUAAUACGAGCAUUGUCUUUUUCACAACACAGUCAAUAAAUAUUUUUCUUGGAAAUGGG
Amphiprion ocellaris (clown anemonefish) is the source of this 2128-nucleotide messenger RNA. It is a transcript of the gene setd6, whose product is annotated as SET domain containing 6, protein lysine methyltransferase. Gene Ontology annotation, cellular component: nucleus. The record is from RefSeq and is a predicted model, not a curated record. The transcript has 12 exons. Gene Ontology annotation, molecular function: protein-lysine N-methyltransferase activity; protein binding. Bases 784 to 2028 code for a protein of 414 amino acids. Gene Ontology annotation, biological process: peptidyl-lysine monomethylation. NCBI's taxonomy places the organism in Eukaryota, Metazoa, Chordata, Actinopteri, Pomacentridae.